AUGGAUUCCGACCCAGAGGUGGUGCUGGUGGAAAAAAUUGAAGAGGACGAAAUUUCUACAGAUAAAGACAGUGGUAUGGAAUCAGCCACCGGAAGCAAGGAUGAAACACCGGAACGCAAACCCUCAACGCCAGAAGAAGAGUCCAAACAAUCCGAACCCGUGAAAACAGCCGUUGCACCGGAAGCAGCACCUGUCGCUGCGGCUUCUACCUCCUCCUCGUCAUCAGCAGCAGCCCCAGCACAACCAGCUGCGCCAUCGGCACCAUCCGCACCUUCCUCUUCCCGACCUUCCGCAUCCACCCCGCCGCAACCGUCAAAGACAGUGGCACGCACAAGUGCAAACGAUUACGAUGACGAACCAGAUGAGAGCCUGGGCGAACGACUUUGGGGUUUGACGGAAAUGUUCCCUGCACCGGUGCGCCAGUUUUCCGGUGCCGUAACGGAUCUUACCGUACGAAGCGUGAAAGGACUGUAUUCGCUCACCUGUAAUGUGUCGUGGAUUUUCUUUACAAGCUCCAUGGUCCUGUUGGCACCGGUUGUGUUCGAGGUUGAGCGUGCCCAAAUGGAGGAGAUGCAAAAAUCACAACAGAAGCAGGUCUUGCUUGGACCAGGCACGGCCGUUGGCGGUGGUGGUGGUGCACCAGGUGGCAUGCCGGCGUUACCGCCGAUGGCAGCAGCUCGAUAA
Molecule: messenger RNA, 684 nt
Organism: Anopheles marshallii
Lineage: Eukaryota; Metazoa; Arthropoda; Insecta; Diptera; Culicidae
Gene: mge
Product: mitochondrial import receptor subunit TOM22 homolog
Exons: 3
Coding region: 1-684 (227 amino acids)
Biological process (GO): intracellular protein transport
Cellular component (GO): mitochondrial outer membrane
Source: RefSeq, a predicted model, not a curated record